AUGGAGGAGUAUGAAGCCAAUGAACAACACCAAGAGCUGACGUCGCGGUUGGAGAAAUUGGAGCCACUGUGGGAGAAGAUAAACGAAUCGAUGACUGAGACGGAAUUGACCGAUACUGAAGCGGAUGAAGCUGGAGAAAAGUACGUUAAGGAGCGUGCAGAUUUUCAAAAUAAAUUCUUUACAUUAAAAGGAUUCCUGCUAUCCAAGCUUUGGGAGAAUCCCGAUCAAAACGCAGCCAUGAGAUCACCCCAGGUUUCGCAGUCCUCUUCUACUACGACUUCUCAUCCGCAUGUGAAAUUACCAUUGAUAAGUCUUCCGAAGUUCUCAGGGGACGUAGGAGAUUGGUUGACGUUUCGAGAUCUAUUCCUGUUCUUGAUUCAUCUGUCUAAUGAGUUGCCUGAGAUUGAAAAAUUUCAUUAUCUUCGGAGCCAGUUGGAAGGAGAAGCUCUAGCAGUAAUAUCGUCUUUGCCAUUAACGCAAGCUAGCUACUGUAUCGCCUGGGAGCUUCUUGUGAAAAGAUAUUCUAAUAGCAAAAUUCUUCGUAAAAGGCAGGUGCAGAAUUUGUUCGACAUUCCAAAUGUUAAGAAGGAAUCGGCUGUAGAGUUACACCGAUUGGUAGAAGGCUUUGAGAAGGCAACCAAGAUUCUAGAUCAGUUAACCGAGCCAGAACAAUAUAAGGAUCUAGUUCUAAUUCAUUUGCUUAGCACAAGAUUAGACGAAAAAACAUGA
Toxorhynchites rutilus septentrionalis is the source of this 729-nucleotide messenger RNA. RefSeq lists its product as uncharacterized. NCBI's taxonomy places the organism in Eukaryota, Metazoa, Arthropoda, Insecta, Diptera, Culicidae. The transcript has a single exon. The coding region runs from base 1 to 729 and encodes 242 amino acids. The record is from RefSeq and is a predicted model, not a curated record.